This is a messenger RNA of Tyto alba (common barn owl), 3923 nucleotides long. Its product is annotated as cytochrome P450 2K4. Gene Ontology annotation, biological process: xenobiotic metabolic process. Lineage: Eukaryota; Metazoa; Chordata; Aves; Strigiformes; Tytonidae. The transcript is spliced from 9 exons. Bases 60 to 1565 code for a protein of 501 amino acids. The record is from RefSeq and is a predicted model, not a curated record. Gene Ontology annotation, cellular component: cytoplasm; intracellular membrane-bounded organelle. Gene Ontology annotation, molecular function: iron ion binding; oxidoreductase activity, acting on paired donors, with incorporation or reduction of molecular oxygen, reduced flavin or flavoprotein as one donor, and incorporation of one atom of oxygen; heme binding.
AGUGGCAGAAGGGCUAUAAAGGGACCCCAAGAUACUCAUACCCACACUUCAAUCUAGACAUGGCCAUACAGAGUUUGCUGCAGUACGUGGGCUCCAGCUCGCUGCUCUAUUUGGCAGCAGGGCUGGUCGCUCUCCUUUACUUUCUUACCAACUUGAAGAACUCGGCUUGCAGUUUGCCUCCUGGGCCACGACCCCUUCCUUUGAUCGGAAACUUGAAUGUGGUGGACCUGAAAAAGCCGUUCCAGUCGCUGACAGAGCUCUCCAAGAUAUACGGCAAUGUCUUCACUGUGUAUUUUGGACCCAGGAAAGCUGUGGUACUGGCUGGAUAUGAAACCAUUAAGGAUGCCCUUUUAAAUCAUGCUGAAGAAUUUGGAGAGAGGGCAGAAAUACCCAUAUUUAGGAAAAUGACACAAGGAAAUGGCAUAGCAUUCAGCCAUGGAGAGCUAUGGAAAACUAUGAGAAGAUUCACCUUGUCCACACUGCGAGAUUUCGGAAUGGGAAGGAGAACCAUUGAGAUCCGAAUCCUGGAGGAAGUAAACUCCCUUAUCAAAUAUUUUGAAUCCUACCAUGGGAAACCAUUUGAUACGAAGAUGAUUCUGAACAAUGCUGUAUCCAAUGUCAUCUGCUCUAUAUUGUUCGGAGAGAGAUUUGAAUAUGAUGAUCCUGUAUUUCUAACUUUGCUGAAGAUGAUAAAUGAAAAUACUAAGCUGUUGGGAUCCCCUAUGGUGCUGUUAUAUAAUUUCUACCCAUCCCUUGGAUUUCUCUCUGGAGCUUCCAAGACUGUGCUACAAAAUGUCAGUGAACUGAAUGCUUUUCUCCAGAAGCUCUUCCAGGAACACAAAGAAGAGUUUAAUGAAAAUAACUUAACAGGCUUUGUUGAUGCCUUUCUGAUGAAGCAACAACAGGAGUCAAAGAAAACCCACACUAUGUUCAACAACGGAAACCUGUUGUUUUCAACCCUGGACCUCUUCGCUGCUGGGACUGAGACUACUUCUACAACUGUGCGCUGGGGUCUUCUUCUGAUGAUGAAAUACCCAGAGAUUCAGAGAAAGAUUCAGGAAGAAAUGAACCAUGUCAUUGAACCAGGAGAGCUGCCUAAGUUGGAGGACCGGAAAAAAAUGCCUUAUACAGAUGCAGUAAUACAUGAAAUACAAAGGUUUGCCAAUAUUGUCCCAAUGGGUGUAUCACGAUCAACUCCUACUGAUGUGAAUUUCCAAGGCUAUGUGAUUCCUAAGGGUACAGAGAUUAUUCCACUGCUGACCUCCGCUCUGAAUGAUGAGUUACACUGGAAAACCCCAGAUCAGUUUAACCCUUCCCACUUCCUGGAUGCCAGUGGGAACUUCAUUAGGAGAGAGGCAUUUAUUCCAUUCUCCAUAGGACGAAGGGCUUGCGUUGGAGAAGGACUGGCCAAAAUGGAGCUGUUCCUCUUCUUUGCAGGCUUGCUCCGCAAGUUUGUUUUCCAACCCCCUCCAGGAGUGGAUAAGUCAGAGCUAGAUCUCACUGCUGAUGUCGGCUUUACCUUGAACCCCAUGCCUCACCUGGUUUGUGCUGUGCCCUAUGAAUGAUCAAACGACAUGGAGUUAGAGUAGUGAACACUUCAAGCUUGAAAGCAAGUCUAGUUACAGGGGGAAAAAGCUGUCUGUAACUGAGCUUUAGGGGAAGGAAGACACUGGGCACUGCUAUUUUACUCUCAUUUAUGCCAUUCUUUCCAGCAGCUUUUGUGGUGUCUGUAUAAUGCAAACCCUUCAGACACCCCUGAGUACUGCUCUCAGAAACUGUGAUUCAUUCCUGGAACAGCACAUCAGAGAUGCAGUUUUCAGGGCUGUUUGAAAGAAUUAAAUGGCUUCAAGCCUCCUUUAUAGAUGUAACCCAUCAGAGGCUUUCCUCUGAGAGCCUCCAUGGAGAAUUUCUCAGCCCAAAUUCCAAGCUCUGUAGCAGAGCUGAUUAUCAAUGGUCCACCUGGAAACAACAGACAAUGGAUCUAGAAAUCUCCCCAGGACAGUUGCUCAGCUGAGCCCCAGACUGAGCUUCCAUUGUGUGAUACAACCUGCCUUAUCUUUAUUACAGAGUCCCAGACACGAGGGUGUAACAUGGGCUGAUGCCAAGAUCCAGGCACGGGACAGUUAUCAGAAAACAUCUAAGUGGUUUUGGAAGUGGGUUCAUUCCAACUCACACAGGGCACUUUAUGCCAAAGAGCCUGUUUAUGAUGGGGCCAAUCUAGAAGCUUUCUGCUUCUGCUAAGAAAGGCAUUUCUACCACUCCCUCACCUCUCCUGGCUUCAUGCUGGCUCUGGCAUUUGUUUGAUUCCUUACUGGGCCAUCUUAGAUCUCUAAACUGGCAGAAAAUGACCAGCCACAGAAAUUUUCUGACUCAGCAUGGCUAAAGCUGAACACAAGCCCAAGGCAGUGUGAGGGCGAUGCAGCCUGGGGCUGGGCAGCAGAACUGCCAUGCUCCCAUCAGAGAGCUGAGAGAGGCUCAGCCCUCUUCUCUGCUUGCACCUUAGGAGCCGUAGUUGCUCUCUAGAUCCUCUCUAGCCUCCAUAGAGAGAGAAAAUCCUUCAGUGUAUGAUCCAAUUGCCAUAAGAUCUGAAUUACUCACUCUCUGUUGUCUGCAGGCUAAACUAUCAUUGACAAGCUCCUAAUUCAAACUUCAGUCUCAUGUAUCAGGUGUGUUGGGAUGAAUAGGGACAAUAUUUUCCAUUUGACUGAAAAUGGGGCUUCAACUCUUUAGAAAAUGUUGCUGUCUUCAGCUCUGCACCAGAUACAUAGCCGUUGGCAUUUCAAGCUGUCUUCCUCUCCAGACAUUCCUUGUGUGAGGGAUAGGCAGCAAGGUCUCCAGGCAGAGUGACAGACCAGCCAGCACUGCUGAGCGAAUACCCCUGCCACGGCCUCUCGUGGAAGUUAUAUGUGCUCAGUACACAGCAGGAGCAGGGCCACCACAAUAAGAACUGCAAGCGAAAUUUUGGUGCUCGCAAAAAGUGCCUUGGCCACUUGUGUAGGAACUGAAGUUACAAAUCUAGAGAUGAUAAUGCUCACGUUCUGCCAGCAGUGAUCUCGCAUCAUUGUCAAGGCUAAUAAGAUUUUGAAUGUAGUCACUGUGAAAAUAGAUGUAAAACUGGUAAUAGUGUCAGGAAGGAGAAGCAGGUUAGACUUUGUUACCAAGUUGCUCCUCUGUACCAUUAACUUGUCAAACGGGGGUCUCUGUAGAAAGCUGGUGACACCCAAGAGACUGCAGCUGUCCUAGAGCAGCUGUUUGAUUACUACAAUUAAUGAUUUAUUUCAUGUAGCAGCCAUUAGGAGUAGGAACAACUAGCUGUACCCACAAGGCUACACCCAUUGAGGGAAGCGUGAUACGUGUGUGAAAUCUGAAUGGCGGUGCAGGUACAAGAGAGGAGGCUGCUUCAUGUGCUGUGGAACAGGCAGAAAACCACAUGUGGGUUAGGGAGCAGUGAGUCACUGAGGAUGCUUUUGUGUUGGUUUGGAGGCAGGAAAGUCAGGUUAGGAUGAAAAGAAAAAAGGGAGAAACAGAAAGUUACAGAGACUGAGGGGGCAGUUAUGGCAAAUCUAUGACAUAAAACUAAAGCUGCUGUCAUCUAAAGCUAGUCUGUGCUGCGAGUGGAAGGAAAGGAAGGAGGAAGAGAAUAUGAAGGAAUGACAAAGUAGGGUGGUCUUUGGCCAAGACACUGACUCUUCACACUAGCUUUAGGUCACACAACUAAAGGCAGCACUCUAACAGUUGUACUGUAUCUUGUACUUGUCCUGGUAUUGCACUUGUACAUCUAUUGUUUCAUGCGGCCAGCUCUAGCUUCUGGUUACAUCUCAAGGAGUCUGCUUGACAAGCUAUGUAACAGAAAAGCCUUCUCUGCUACACUUGCUUACGUUUUGUUUUGCUGUUGCUCUAUUUGAAGUCUAACUACUGCAAGC